UGACGAUGACCUUUGAACCGCGUUACCCAGAAAACACUGCGCUGUCGGCUUCAGUGGGUUAGAGUUGGCUGUUGUAUCGGUUCUACUUCUAAUCUUGGUUAAGAUGUUGUCAUACAUUUAGCUCAGUUAUUCUGAAAUGCGUUUCUAUCAGCACAUAUAAAGCAUUCAAGUUCUCAGUCAGUCGUUCUUUCUACCGUGGUGUGUGUAUGAGCGGCGUUGCCGACAAGAGAAAUCCCGUGCUGGAUUGUUGCGGAGGUCUGAAUAACGUGGAUUACAGUAAGGUCCCAGACGUGCUCAAUGGGAUUGAGAUCCGGGCUCUUCGCUGGCCAUGGCAGAACACUGACAUGCCUGUCUUGCAGGAAAUCACGCACAGAGUGGACAUGUCAGUAAUGGAGGAUGUUCUGAAGCACAUAGACGUCUAUGACCCCAGGUUCUGUGUUGCUGUCAUCGCCAUCAUCUUCAACCCUUUCUUCUGGAAUGUGGUGGCGCGUUGGGAGCAUCGUACGAGAGGUUUGACCAGACUGUUUGGGGGUCCCUAUCUGGCCUGCUACUGCCUAGGCACCCUCAUCAUCCUCCUCAAUGUCUACCGCAGCCACAGUAUGACAGUGGCGAUGAAGGCCCAGGCAAGGUGGGAGGUGAUGGCCAGCCCAGAGGUGUUCUACGCGGGGGCAGCUCUCAUGGCCCUGGGCUCUGUCUUGGUGGUCACCAGCUUCCUGGCUCUCGGAUUCACCGGGACCUUCCUGGGUGACUAUUUUGGGAUCCUGAUGGAAGAGAAAGUGAAAGGUUUCCCCUUCAAUGUAACUGAGAACCCUAUGUACUGGGGCAGCACUGCCAACUAUCUGGGACUCGCAUUCAUGAAUGCCAGUCCGGUGGGGUUGGUGCUGACAGCAGUGGUAGCCAUAUCAUACCAAGUGGCCAUCAUCUUUGAGGGACCUUUCACCGAGGAUAUCUAUCGACAGAGAGCACAGUGCUGCAAGCACAAAUAAAGAGGAAGGAUGAACUGUGUUUGUCCGAGGAUCAUACCUACAGAUCAGAGACUACCAGACUGACUACCAGGCCACACACCAUGUCAGCCUGCUACACAGAGCGCGAGAGGUGGGCUAGAGAGAGAGAGAGAAGGGAUGGAGGGUGUUUUUGUAUUCUGGCAAAGAUCAAGUAUACAGUCUUCCUCCUGGCCCAAUUCCAAGAUAUUCUACUUCUCUUUAUAAAAACUUUGAUCCCUGCUUGCAGUAUUUUAAUAGCAAGUCUUAACAAUGCAAGGGCUGGAUCAAUCGUUUUCAGCUUUUAAAUUGAAUGCUCUGUAGUUUUCAUAUUUCACACUAUUUAGUCAUGUAGUUUUUAUCUCAAAAGCCAAUGACAAUCAUUCCAUAAUAUAUUCUGCAUGGCUAUGUUUGCAGAGUCCCGUGUAUCUUAAUGAAACUGUAAAUACAGAUCUGAUCCCAUAA
Molecule: messenger RNA, 1445 nt
Organism: Oncorhynchus keta (chum salmon)
Lineage: Eukaryota; Metazoa; Chordata; Actinopteri; Salmoniformes; Salmonidae
Gene: pemt
Product: phosphatidylethanolamine N-methyltransferase
Exons: 8
Coding region: 207-986 (259 amino acids)
Biological process (GO): phosphatidylcholine biosynthetic process
Molecular function (GO): phosphatidylethanolamine N-methyltransferase activity
Source: RefSeq, a predicted model, not a curated record